AUGUGGAAUGAAAUUGAGCUGCUGACCAAUGAUGAUACCGGAAGUGGGUACCUCAGUGUUGGUUCACAGAAAGAACAUGGCACAGCUUUGUAUCAAGUGGACUUGCUGGCGAAGAUCUCCUCUGACACGGCAUCUUUGAGCCCGAAGAUCCAGGCGUGCUGCUUAAGCGAUGGCUUCAUCAUUGUCGCAGACCAAUCAGUGAUUCUGCUGGACAAUACUUGCAGAUCGCUUCAGUUGCAUCUUGCAUUCGACACUAACGUGGACGUAGUUGGCCUCUCUCAAGAAGGAAGGUUCCUUUUGGUGGGGGAGAGGAGUGGCAAGUUCCAUCUCAUUCAUGUCACAUCGAAGCAAACGUUGCUCACUAACGUUUUUGUUCAGAAAAAUAAUGAUGAAAAUCAAUGUACUUACCAGAAUCUUGUUAUCGAGAAAGAUAAUUCAACUGAAGAUACCUAUUAUUUGCUGCUUCUUACAACCAAUGGAUUUUUUUAUGUAACAAACCUUCAGCUUGGGAAAAUCCAGCAAGCAAUUGAGAAUGCUGACUUCGGUACUUCGAAGAAGUUACAAGGAGAAAUCAAGUCCAGUUUUAUUUCUACUGAACAGUAUCAUACUCUCGGGUGUCUCAAUCUUGUGGUUGGAGAUUUCAGUAGCAACAUCUCUGUGAUAAUUGGGGGAACUGGCCUUUGUGCCAUCUCCAGAUGGACACCGGAUUCUUCCGAGAACCAAAUGACAGUCCAGAAUGUUGUUGACACGGAGUUGAUUCAAGGUGCAAAGAAGUUCCUGCUGGUGGACAAUCUGCUGUUCGUGCUCGACACUGGCAAUGUGCUGAGCUUGUGGGACGUCUUCACCCUCACUCCUGUCUGGAACUGGCCCUCUCUCCAUGUGGAAGAGUUUCUUCUCACCACAGAGGCAGACACACCUUCCUCUGUCACUCGGACCGGAUGCUCCAGCCUGAAAUUAGUCACUCUGACGAGGACUGCAGAUGCCAAGAUGAAAAACUUCCUCGUUUAUUCAUUACCUACCAUGGAAAUACUAUAUUCUUUGGAAGUGUGUAGUAUUUCUUCUCUGGUACAAACGGGAAUUAGCUCAGAUACCAUAUACCUCCUGGAGGGAAUUUGCAAAAAGGAUCCAAACUGCUCGGAGGCCUCCACCUCUAUCUUAGCGCUCCGGUGUCUCACUGAGGCUUUGCCGGAGAACAGAUUGAGUCGGUUACUGCACAAACGCAAAUUUGCUGAGGCCGAGAGCUUUGCCAUUCAGUUUGGCCUGGACGUGGAGCUUGUUUACAAGGUGAAGGCCAACGACAUUCUGGAGAAACUGGCUCUGAGCUCAGAGGACGCCCGCCGGGAGCAGCCCGAGUGGCAGAAGCUGCUGGACGAAGCAAAGGGGAAUCUCCACAAGAUCCAGGAUGACGAAUUUGUGGUGAAUUACUGCUUAGAGGCUCAGUGGAUGACGUACGAAACAACCCAGGAGAUGCUCAACUAUGCCAAAAACAGGCUUCUGAAGAAAGAAGAUAAAACUGUUCCUUUCUAUUCUGAAGGUUUAAAAGAGGUCCUCAGGGCUCAGGCAAAGUUGACUACUUUCUAUGGAGCAUUUGGACCAGAGAAACUCAGUGGCAGUUCUUGGAUUGAGUUUCUGAAUAACGAAGAUGAUCUUAAGGAUAUCUUUUUGCAGCUAAGAGAAGGGAACCUUAUUUGUGCACAAUACCUUUGGCUGAGGCAUCGGGCAAAUUUUGAAAGUAAGUUUGAUGUGAAAAUGCUCGAGAACUUGCUCAGCUCGAUUUCUACGCCAGUCUCGCUGCAAGAUCUUUGUCCGUGGCUUCAGAAUGAUGUGAUCCCAUUUGUGAAAAGAACCGUGCCUGAAGGCCAGAAAAUUCUUGCUAAGUGGUUAGAGCAAGCAGCCCGGAACCUUGAAUUAACUGAUAAGACAAACUGGCCAGAAAAUGGACUUCAGUUGGCAGAAGUAUUUUUUACGGCAGCAAAACCAGAUGCCUUGGAACUGACGUCCUCUUGGCAUUGGAUUUCCAUGAAGGAUUCUCAGGAAACGGAGGAAAUCCGACAGCUAAGGGAGCUGGUGACAGCCUUGCGGGAGUUGAUCACGCUGCAUCGGAAGUACAACUGCAAGUUGGGCCUGUCUGACUUUGAGAAGGAGAAUACCACCACCAUCGUGUUCCGCAUGUUUGACCGAGUGCUGGCCCCGGCCCUCAUCCCAUCCAUCCUAGAGAAGUUCAUUCGUGUUUACAUGCGGGAGCACGGCCUGCAGGAGGAGGACGUGCUCCUGCUCUACAUAGAGGACUUACUGAAGAGAUGUAGCUCCAAGUCCACUUCCAUCUUUGAAACCGCCUGGGAGGCCAAAGUCAUCGCCGUCAUUGGAUGUCUGUCCGACCCCGACCUCAUAUUUGAUGCCGUGUUGAAGAUCAUGUAUGCAGCUGUGGUUCCCUGGAGUGCAGCCGUGGAGCAGCUGGUAAAGCAGCACUUGGAGAUAGACCAUCCCAAAGUCAAGUUAUUACAGGAAAGUUACAAACUAAUGGAGAUGAAAAAACUCUUACGGGGCUAUGGAAUACGGGAGGUGAAUCUCUUAAACAAGGAAAUAAUGAGGGUGGCACGGUACAUCCUUAAGCAAGACAUGCCAUCUUCUCUGGACGAUGCUCUGAAGGUGGCCCAGGCGUACCUGCUGUCUGACGAGGAAAUCUACACUCUGAGGGUCAUCGACCUGCUGGACAGAGAACAGGGUGAAGACUGUGUCCUUCUGCUGAGGUCUCUGCCUCCUGCUCAAGCGGAGCAAACUGCAGAAAGAGUCGUCAUAUGGGCACGGCUGGCCUUGCAAGAAGAACCAGAUCAUUCAAAAGAGGACAAGGCCUGGCGAAUAUGUGUUGCCAAGACAUUAGUGGAUAUUCUGAAAAUUCUGUGUGACAUCCAGAAAGACAAUCUACAGAAGAAGGAUGAAAAUGAAGAGCUCUUGAGACUGUUUCAAACUGUUUCUAGCCUCCAGGAGAACUUUGAGCUCUUCCUGACCUUCGGAGAGUACAGCAACAGCUCCCUGGUAGCCGAGCUCCGAGGACGGUGCAUUAAAGCUCACGAGGCCCCAAAGAAGAAACAUAGACUCCAGGGUGGCGUCGAUUCCACGGCCACCAUGAGGCCAAGUGCGGAGCUGCAGCUGCACAGGCAGGCCCGGGCUCUGCAGCUGACCCCGCAGGAACUGGAGGCUGAGCUGGCCCUGCAGGCUUUGGCCAGCAGUGACAUAACCACCGCGCUGGCAAAAUGCAGAGACCUGUUCGAGUUCCACCGCAGUGCACACACAGGGACAGUGCUGCUGGCUGCCUGCCAGAAGCUCUGCCAGAUGCUGGCUGACGACGUCCCGGUGACUGUGCCCACGGGACUGAACCUUUCCCAUUGGAUUCAUGAGCUUGCCUGCCAGGCUACCACCCUCUGUGGCCCAGAAAUUUUACUCGAUGCUUUGGAAUUGUGCAAAUAUACCUUAACGGCAGUAGAACUUUCCAGACAGUGUCAGAUGGAUGACAACGGGGCCCUCAUCAAAACUGCCCUCGGGACACACAAAGACCCGUACGAGGAGUGGACCUACAGCAGCUUCUUCACCGAGGAUGGGAUCGUGCUCGAGGCCCAGACGGUGCUGCCUGUGGUCUAUGAACUGAUUUCCUCGCUCAUUCCGCUGGCUGACAGCAAGAAACACCCCCUGGAUUCUGCGUGUCUGCCGUACCUCUCCAUCAGCCAAGGAAACAGCUUUAUUUUGCCCGUUAUCAACUCCAUCUCCGCCCUGCAUCAGACCCUGGAGGAAUCCAGCCAGUGGGAGCUGGCCCUGAGGUUCAUCAUUGGCUCAUUUGCCAUCUGCCAUCAGCACUCUGUGACGAACUUUAUGGAUGUCAGUCUGAGUGAAAAGUUGUUCGGGGAGGCCAUAUCAGUGAAAUUCAAGCAGGUUGUAAUGGGAUUGAGAGAAAAGGCCAUCACCUUUAUGAGGGCAAGUGCUGCAAAGGUAUUACACAAAGUGUUCAAUUGCCGCGUGGUGGACCUGGACCUGGCGCUGGGGUACUGCACUCUCUUACCCCAAAACGAGGUGUUUGACAACCUCUGGAAGCUCGUCGAUAAAGCCUGGCAGAACUACGACAAAGUCUUGGCAAUAUCCCUGGUGGGCUCUCAGCUGGCCAGUCUCUAUCAGGACCCGGAGAUGGAGCUUAAGUUCCGAGAACUCAGUACUGACGCCCAGUGGGGAAUUCGCCUCAGCAAACUUGGUAUUUCUUUUCAGUCCGUUUUCAGGCAACCUUUUCUAACCAAGAAACUCCUCGUUAAAUCUCUGGUGGCAAACAUUGAUAUGGACACAAAGCUCCUUCUGGAAUACUGCUCCACCUUCCAGCUGGAUUGUGACUCGGUUCUUCAGCUCUUCAUUGAGACGCUGUUCCAUAACACGAAUGCCAGCCACAGCCAGGGAGACACGAGCCCGGGCCUGGCAGACCAGCUGCACUCCAGGGUCCUGGCUAAAGCCCUAGAAAUGGUUCCUUUACUCCAGAGCACGAAAGACCUGGUGAUCAGCCUCAGUGGGGUCGUGCAUAUGUUGGAUCCCUAUGACUAUGAAAUGAUCGAAGUUGUCCUGAAGGUUAUAGAAAGAGCCGAUGAAAGGAUAACCAGUAUUAACAUAAAUCAGGCCUUGAGUCUCCUGAAACAUCUGAAGUCAUACCGGAGACUGUCUCCUCCCGUGGACCUGGAGUACCAGUAUAUGCUGGAGCAUGUCAUCACGCUCCCGCAGGCUGCCCAUUCCCGACUGCCGUUUCACCUCAUCUUCUUCGGAACAGCACGGAACUUCUGGAAAAUUCUCUCCACAGAACUGAGUGAAGAGUCCUUCCCCACAUUGCUCUUAAUUUCGAAAUUAAUGAAGUUCUCUUUGGACACACUUUACGUGUCUACGGCCAAGCAUGUCUUUGAGAACAAGCUGAAGCCGAAGCUCCUGAAGUUGACGCAGGCCAACUCCUCCUCGGUUCUGAUGAACAAGGAGGUCACGAAGAUCUCACAGACCAUUGAGUCCUACUUACUGUCCAUCGUGAACCCCGAGUGGGCUGUUGCCAUUGCCAUCAGCCUGACCCAGGACAUCCCAGAAGGUUCCUUCAAGAUGUCCAGUCUGAAAUUCUGCCUUUACCUGGCUGAGAGAUGGCUCCAGAAUACGCCAGCUCAGGAUGAAAUGCACGAGAAAGCCGAGGCCUUGCUGAAGAAGCUGCACGUCCAGUACCAGCGCUCGGGCACCGAGGCUGUGCUCAUCGAGCACAAGCUCAACUCCACCGAGUACCUGAAAGUCGUUGGGAAGCCGGCGCACCUCAUCGUCAGCCUCUACAAGCACCCCAGCAUCUGCCAGAGGAUCCAGAACUUGCCGAGCACGGAUUAUCCGGAUAUCCACGCAGCUGCCCAGGAAAUCGCCGAAGUGAACAACAUCAGCCUAGACAAGAUCUGGAACAUGCUGCUGGAGCAGUGGCUGGGCCCGCCCACCAGUCCCGGGGAAAAUCCAUCAGAGUUUUUCGAACUUCAAGAUGACGAGGCCUUACAAAGAGUCCUCUAUCUCCUGUCAGCUCGGCCAAUUGAUUAUAGCUCAAGAAUGCUGUUCAUUUUUGCCACAUCAGCGACCAAUACGGUGGGGAUGCGCCAGUUGACCUUCGCCUACCGGGCCCGCGCACUGCAGUGUCUCCUCUAUUUGGCCGACAAGGACACCGUAGAAUCACUCUUCAAGAAGUCCAUGAAGGAAGUGAAGUCUUAUCUGAAGUGUGUAACUUUCCUGGCAUCGUUUGAGGCUUUGAACAUCCCCAUCACGUACGAAUUGUUUUCUAGCAGCCCAAAGGAAGGAAUGAUCAAGGGUCUUUGGAAGAACCACAGCCACGAGCCCAUGGCUGUGAGGCUGGUGACGGAGCUCUGCUUAGAAUACAGGGUCUACGACCUGCAGCUUUGGAACGGACUCCUCCAAAAGCUCCUGGGUUUCCACAUGAUUCCUUACCUGAGGAAAGUUUUGACCACCAUUUCCAGUGUCCAUUCCUUAUGGCAGGCUCCGUACUUCAAUAAAGCGUGGCAGCACAUAGUCCAGAUCCCCCUGCUCUCAGCCUCUUGUCCUUUAAGCCCCAGCCAAUUAUCAGAUUGCUGCAAGAGUCUUGUCGCUGUCCUAGAGUGCCCCGUCUCCAGCGACCUGGACAUGGUGGGCGUGGCCAGGCAGUACCUCCAGUUAGAGCUGCCGGCCUUCGCGCUGGCCUGCCUCAUGCUUAUGCCCCACUCGGAGAGGAGGUGCCAACAGAUCCAGAACUUCCUGGGCUCGUGUGAUCACCAGGUCAUCUUACAGCAGUUGGACGAGCACAUGAGUUCAGGCCAUUUAGCAGGCUUUGCACACCAGAUUCGGAGUUUGAUUUUGAAUAAUAUCGUGAGUCAGAAGGCGUUUGGGCUUCUGGCCAAGACAAAAUACUUCCCCGUGUUGAAAUCCCACAUGAUGAAAGCCAGCAACAUCACUGACCUAGUAAACUACCUGGCAACUGAGUUAAGUUUGGAUGAAGCUUCAAACUUCAUAACUGAGUAUUCAAAGCGCUGUGGGAGACCCCUCCCACCGGACGCACCUCCCUGUGAGCUUCUGAAGAUGUUCCUUAACGGAUCGUAGUGAACCAUCGAACAUUUCCUCAAGAAGAGCAGGAGGAAGUUCAAAGUCUGCCAGGAAUGGACCAUAUUUAUUCGUUCUGGUGUUUUGCAACCUACACGUCGAGGCCAUUGUGAGAUGCCGUCCGACAGGUGGAAUCAGGAUGCGGGCCGGAUGGCCUCUGCGUUGUUUGCACACCCCUGACCCCAGCUGCUGCUUCUCUCUGCCUGCAGCACCGU
Molecule: messenger RNA, 6842 nt
Organism: Suncus etruscus (white-toothed pygmy shrew)
Lineage: Eukaryota; Metazoa; Chordata; Mammalia; Eulipotyphla; Soricidae
Gene: KNTC1
Product: kinetochore associated 1
Exons: 63
Coding region: 1-6627 (2208 amino acids)
Biological process (GO): mitotic spindle assembly checkpoint signaling; protein localization to kinetochore involved in kinetochore assembly; mitotic sister chromatid segregation
Cellular component (GO): cytoplasm; kinetochore microtubule; RZZ complex
Molecular function (GO): small GTPase binding
Source: RefSeq, a predicted model, not a curated record